Messenger RNA from Aplysia californica (California sea hare), 264 nucleotides. Its product is annotated as neo-calmodulin. Lineage: Eukaryota; Metazoa; Mollusca; Gastropoda; Aplysiida; Aplysiidae. The record is from RefSeq and is a predicted model, not a curated record. Gene Ontology annotation, molecular function: enzyme regulator activity; calcium ion binding.
CUCUCCUCAGAAAUCCGUGAGCUGUUCCGCAUCUUCGACAAGAAUCAUGACAACACAAUCUCCAGCUCGGAGCUGGGCAAAAUGCUGCGGUGUAUGGGCAUGGAGGUGUCCGAGGCUGAGGUGGCAACCAUCAUGAAGGAGCUGGACAAGAAUGGAAACGGCAAAAUUGAGUACCGAGAGUUCAAGGCCUUUAUGCAGGAGGAGAUGAGGAGAUCAGAGGAGAGCCCCCAGGAGCAGGAGAGAGCUAUACGUAUGGCUUUUAAG